CAAAGCAGUGCCUCUCAGUAUCCCAACUUGAAACCAUGCCCAACGAGAAUGAUUGGGAAGAAGUUAGGAGCCAAAUCCGUGACUAUAUGAUAACUUCCAGGGCGUCGGAUGGUGAUGUGCAGCGCAUGUUUAGUAGUGGCCCCGCGGGAUGGGAAAGCCAGACUGUAUGAGCUGUGCACCUUCUAUCGUGAGGUUACGCUGCAUAUGCAGUCAGAUAAAAGGAUAGCAAUCUGGCCGAAAGACGCGCCCUGGUCAACCAAAACGGGGGCGACUUGGCCAGUAGGGGACUAUUUUCUUUUCCAUGAGCGCUGCUGGCAGUAUUUGAUCAAGUGCUUUGGGCAAGAGUUCAUCGGCCUUGAGAAACUAUACGAUGCCCUAAGAAUGCCCCCGCCACCUAAAGGCGAGUAUAUGUCGCACACCGUUUUGGCAGAGUUGACAGUUGACAACUGAUUUAUUUCCUUAAAGAUCCGUCCUUCUUACGUGUGGCCGAUUACUAUCCUUGUCUCGUCUGGCUGGGAAGAGCUCUUGAGGGACACACAGACUCCCCCAGCACCUUCAAGGAGAGUGGCGCUGAGGAUGAAAAAGUGGUGCAACCCAA
Molecule: messenger RNA, 598 nt
Organism: Aspergillus versicolor CBS 583.65
Lineage: Eukaryota; Fungi; Ascomycota; Eurotiomycetes; Eurotiales; Aspergillaceae
Exons: 1
Coding region: 109-450 (113 amino acids)
Source: RefSeq, a predicted model, not a curated record